Messenger RNA from Chelmon rostratus (copperband butterflyfish), 1023 nucleotides. Its product is annotated as C-reactive protein-like. The transcript has 5 exons. Lineage: Eukaryota; Metazoa; Chordata; Actinopteri; Chaetodontiformes; Chaetodontidae. Bases 101 to 769 code for a protein of 222 amino acids. The record is from RefSeq and is a predicted model, not a curated record.
GUGUAUAAAACAGCAACCUUGUUCACUGUUGCACACAAAAUCCUCACAUAGACUUAAAGGUUUUCUUUGGUGUCUGGUGUUUGAUUUGCUGUUGUAUCAGAUGGCUUUUUUGCUUCUCUUGGUGAUGCUGACAGCAUGUGCUGCAAGUCCUCGAGAUCUGUCUGGUAAGAUGUUCACCUUCCCAGAGGAAACCAACACGGCCAAUGUGAGACUCACAACUUCGAGACAGGAUUUCAGCGCUGCGACUGUCUGUCUCAGGUCCAUUACAGACCUCAGCAGAAACCACGUCAUUUUCUCUCUGGCUAUGCCCUCUGCUAGCAAUGCCUUACUGAUAUUCAAGGCUGGUGAAAGAGAUGUGAUUGAGGUCCAUGUCAGGAAUAAAAAGGUAGAUUUUGGAGCGAAGGACUACAAGCUGAAUGUGUGGCACUCAGUUUGUUCUACAUGGGACUCUGCGUCUGGUCUGGUGCAGCUGUGGUACGAUGGAAAGCCCUCAAUUAGGAAAUUCAUCGGCGGAUCAAACAUCACUAGACCGAUUGUUAUCCUGGGGCAGGAGCAGGAUUCCUUUGGUGGGGGGUUCGACACGAGGCAGUCUUUUGUUGGCAUGAUGUCUGAUGUCCACAUGUGGGACUACACCCUCUCCCCCUGUGAGAUCCAGCGUUACGUGGAUGAUCUAAACUUCACCCCAGGGAACGUGCUCAACUGGAGGGCGCUGGAGUUCCAGAGCACUGGGAGAGUGCUGAUAGAAGACAAACAACUGACCUGUCACUGAAACAAGGCCUCGAGUAAUACUCCACACGGGGUCUUUUCUUUUGAGUGUGACUCCCGCUGUCCUGUCCACCUAAAGAGCUUUUUUUUUUUUCAUUUCAUUCAUUCAUUUUUUCAUUUCCAUUUCUUUUUAAAAUGUAUAGGCUUUGGUAAGAGAAGCGGCUUUAAUCAGCUUGAAUUCCUGUGAAACAUUAGCAUGAUUUUUGUGUGAUGUUCUUCCUGACACAUCAUUAAAAAUGGCACAGUUCUGCACUGCAA